UGGAUGAUGUGAACCCGAGAAGAAACGGAUUUAUUGCUGAUUGGCUACACGGUGACUUGCAUAUACGCAUUUAAGUAUAAACUAUAUAUGUUUCUAACAUGGACAAAAUGCUUUCGUUCUUUGUAUUGUUGGUUUUAUCGUCAUAACACCGAUGUGCUAUGACACUAGCGAGGCUAGCUAGUUAGCAGCGGUGCUAACGGAAGACAUUGAACAUGGUUCAGAACAUGUUUCGCAGCGGGUUUCUGGUUCGGGCCUCGCACACCCUGCUCACCUGGGUCAUAACCCUCAUACUGUUCCUGCACAACACCGAUCUGCGGCGGUGUGAGGAGCGAGGAGAGCUGCUGCUGCCGGUCCUCUUCUUCCUGCUGGUCAUGCUGUCGGUGCUCUUCUACUUUGCCGUGUCCUUGAUGGACCCCGGCUUCGUUCUGUCCGACAGCGUCAAGGCUGCCAGCGAGGAGGAGGAGUCCAUGAUUCCUCAGUCCUCGACCCCUCGGCCCCGGCGCUGUGGAUACUGCCUGCUGCAGCAGCCAAUGAGGGCGAAGCACUGUCAGACGUGUCAGCGCUGCGUGCGGCGCUUCGACCACCACUGCCCCUGGAUGGAGAACUGCGUGGGCGAGCGGAACCACCGCUGGUUCCUCGUGUACCUGCUGGUGCAGCUGCUGGCGCUGCUGUGGGCGCUUCACAUCGCCCUCUCGGGCCUCGCCCCCGCCGCCUCGUGGGACCUUUGGUUCCGGGCGAACUGCUUCCUGCUGGCGGCGCUGGUCGUCCUCGCCGUCUUCUCGGCGGUGGUGCUGCUGCUGCUGGGCAUCCACCUCUACCUGGCCUCCGUCAACUGCACCACCUGGGAGUUUGUGUCCCGUCACCGCGUCUCUUACCUGAAGAACCGCGCGGACGAGCGCAGCCCCUUCGACCGCGGGCUGCUGUGCAACCUGUGGGACUUCUUCUGCGCGUGCGGGGCGGCGCGGGACGGGGGCGUGGCCAACUCCGUGUGAAGACCGGAUUCACUGCGUUCAACCCCGACGCCGCUUCAUCUCACAGGAAGUGAGCUUUGGAUGGACGCUCGUGGUCCUCAGAGGAGGAACCACAGGGGCUUAGUUUUUUUUCACAAGUUUUUUUUUUUUAAAGUUGAUUCCUUUAAAAUCCAACAUUUUUAAAAAUAACAGUAUUAAUUCUACGGAUCUGAGAACUUCCACCGCUGGUGAGUUCUGUAUUUUGAUGAAAACUAUUUUCAAGCCGUUUUGUUGAAUGAAUUUAAGGUAAGAAGUUUUCUCUCAGGUGUGAGUGACCUCCACAUUUUAACACCAAGCGCCUUUAUGUCUUUGGUAUUAUUGAAUUUGAUCAGUGAUACAUUUUUUAAUUGUUUAGAAUAAUCUUCUCAACAGCUCUUUUGUUUACUGUGUUUUUCACUUUGUAUUUAUUGACAUUAAAACAGUGAUACGCACGAUGUUCCUCCUGGACGCUUCACACGCAUUUAAUACUGACACACAAGUAACAAGAAACAUUCAGCAGCUACAUCACCGCAUCCCUUUAGUUCAUAAAGCCUCCCCCAGGCAGGAGGAGGGGUUUAGUGCCUUGCUCAGGGACACUUCAUCACAAGAUGAUGUUCUUUUUUUAACCCUUCACUUUCAGGUGAGUCUUCCUAUUUCUUUAAAGAGCAGCUUAACACCGUGACACACUCAUAUCAGACGAGGACCUCGUGAGUGAAAGCUGCAUCCUGUGUAGUGACCAGCAGGGGGCGACUCCUCUGCUCCCAUAGACGUCUAUGAGGAAAUGACUCUACUUCUGUGUAGUGACCAGCAGGGGGCGACUCCUCUGCUCCCAUAG
This is a messenger RNA of Pungitius pungitius (ninespine stickleback), 1824 nucleotides long. Its product is annotated as palmitoyltransferase ZDHHC12-A. NCBI's taxonomy places the organism in Eukaryota, Metazoa, Chordata, Actinopteri, Perciformes, Gasterosteidae. The transcript is spliced from 5 exons. Gene Ontology annotation, molecular function: protein-cysteine S-palmitoyltransferase activity. Bases 213 to 992 code for a protein of 259 amino acids. Gene Ontology annotation, cellular component: endoplasmic reticulum; Golgi apparatus. Gene Ontology annotation, biological process: peptidyl-L-cysteine S-palmitoylation; protein targeting to membrane. The record is from RefSeq and is a predicted model, not a curated record.